AUGCUGCGAUUCAAAGCUGCUGCGUCGAAAAAAGUUAAAGCACGUCGUGCUCAACGUCACCUACAUCGGGAAAUCAUAGAUCAAUUGUUUCGGUCUGUGGACAUUAGUAGCAGCGAUGAUAAUGAGUCAGACCAUAACGAAACAGAUGAAGGUAAAACUGAGUCUUUAUCAGCGAGUCUUCCGCUGGGUGUGUCAGCGGAGAAAUCAAUUAAUUACAAAAUCGAUCAAUUCGAUGAUGCUCAGUUACCCAACGAAGAACCGAUCGAAAUCGAUAACUCUGAUUGGUUAUUUGACGGUAGUCGAAUCACAGCAAAAGAUGCUGUACGCCGACUAACAUCUUUCAUGAUUGAUUUUAAUAGAAACAAACGAACUGUCAUCGGUUUGCUUCGUAUCAUUAAAGGGCUUCUACCGACACCCAACCGAUUACCAACAACUUGGAAAGGAAUUUUGAAAGCUCUUGGCCAUGUAUCUACAUCACAUUCGUCUUAUUUAUGUGCCAAUUGUUUGAAGCACUGUAGAAAGAAUCUACAUGGAGUGAAAUCGUGUGUUGAUGAAGAAUGUAUCAAGAGAAAUCGUAUGUUGAAAUCCAACGAAAUCGUUGAAUUAACUCACUUAGAUAUUCGUUCGCAAAUUCAAGCAAUCUUGACGAGAAAUCAACCGCUUCUCAAUCGAUGUGAUCUUUACCCCGCUACAGACGUUUGUUUUGCGGAUCAUUACCGAAAUCAAUCUGACUCAAUGUCUAAUCGUGUUACUCUAAUCGUUCAUACAGAUGGUGCUCCCGUUGUGAAAUCAUCGAAACAAAGCUUAUGGCCGUGUUUCGCAUCGUUAGUUGAAUUACCACCACCAGUACGUGACUAUCAAAAGAAUAUUAUUCUGAUGUCUUUGUGGACUUCGAAAAAGAAACCUGAUGCGAACGUAUUUCUAGAAGAAACUAUCGAAGAACUUAAACAUCUCAUCAAUCGUGGAACAUCGAUAUUCAUCAACGGUUAUGAAUACCAAAUCACUUUACAAACACAGUACUUUGUGUCAGAUUUGCCCGCGAAAGCGUUAUUCUGUAGAACAAUUAAUUUCAAUGGUUAUUCAGCAUGCACAGAAUGCUGUAGUAAAGGAGAAUGGAGUGGUCUGUACAAGGUCGUCGUGUAUCCGUUUACUCGCAAUAAUCUUACACCUCGCACACAUGCCGAAUACCUGGAUGCAGCCAAAGAAGCACAAAAGAAAUCUGCCCAUGGGAAAGCUGUGUCGAUCCGUGGUAUAAAAGGUCUUUCAACAUUGCUUGAGGUCUUUGAAUAUCCUUCUCAAAUUACGUUUGAUUAUAUGCAUCUCAUAUGUCUGGGACAUAUUCCAUCUUUAAUCAAACGUUGGUGUCAACGUGUUGACAAAUCAGCCCUACAUGCAAUCGAUGUUUCAUUGGAUCAACUCCUUUUGCCACACAAUUUGAGUAUACCUUUUUUAGAAUCCAUUGAGCAUGCAGAGCAAUGGAAAGCGAAAAACAGUCGAUUAUUUGUAUUGAAUGUGGGCGUGCCCGUCGUCACAUUACAUCUUCCACGGCUUUUGGCUUCACAUUAUCUAUUGUAUUCUUUAUCGAUAAUCAUGCUUCAUGCUCCUAAAUCCAAUGAUGAAACCAAUCUGGCAGAAGAUAUUAUCAAUUAUUAUUGUAAAACUUCAACAUUAGUACAUGAUCCUUCGAUCGAAUUGUUCUCUCUCCAUGCCCAUAUUCAUCUUGCUCAACAAGUGAGACGUCAUGGUGGUCUAGGUCACACUUCUGCCUUUGGUUUUGAAUCAUGUAUUCGUUUUAUUCAAAAGAAAGCUCAUGGCAGUAAAAAUCUUGGUAGUCAAAUUUCUUACUGGAUUGAUCUGCAAAGCACGGUUCAAGCCAAGACCAAAGUUCCAACGUUAUCUGUUGUCAAUGAAAUUAGGUUGGAUGACCGUCGACUUACUACGUAUCGGCCCAUUUUAUUAGAACAAUUCGAAACCAAUGGAAUCGAUUUGAAUUCGUGCACAUUCCACUUGCGACUCAAGAAUUUCUUUGUUACGUAUCACACAACUAUUUACGAUCAACCAUUCAAAUGCCGAAGCUUCAUCGUUUCAUUUAGCGAUCCAGUUCACAAACUUUUACGAUAUGGAAAUAUUAUCGUCUUUGUUCGAACGAAUGAGCAAUUUUAUGCUCUCAUUCAACGAUAUCGACUAAGUGAAAAAUGUAUAACGAAUUACGUUGACAUUCCUUGUUCAUUACAUUUGAAAGCGAAUGAGUUGUUUCCUUUAGUAGAACCAUCUGAUGAAUUAAUUCUCAUUCCUAUUACCGAAAUACGUCAUAAAUGUGUAAAAGUUCCAUUUGAUAAUGUCUUCUGUUUAUCGGAAAUACGAUUAGACUAUGAACAUGAUUAA
Adineta ricciae is the source of this 2385-nucleotide messenger RNA. The record is from the annotation of a GenBank genome assembly. Lineage: Eukaryota; Metazoa; Rotifera; Eurotatoria; Adinetida; Adinetidae.